AUGACGUCCACCCUGCCAUUGAAUACAUAUAGGGACCCGGAUUACGAGCGGGCCCAUCAAAGCACGUUCGCACCGCCCAAAUCGCGGCCUGUCGAGCCUGUGUUACCACCUGGAGUAAAGCAAGCUCAAUUUGAUGAAGCGUUAAAGCAAUUUGCGUCCGCAGUGGGGACAGAACAAGUUUUCAUUAAAGAGGCUUUGGCUCACUACAUCGAUCCCUACGAAGUUUGUGAGAAUGAUGCAUCGCAGAGAAAGAUGCCAAGUGCUGCUGUGUGUCCUGGCUCGGUAGAUGAAUUGCGGAGAAUUCUUCGAGUUGCAAAUGAAUUUAGCAUCCCAUUUUGGACCUUCUCCAGAGGCAAAAAUUUAGGCUAUGGUGGACCGGCGCCCCGAUUGAAUGGGUCUGUUGCCUUGGAUUUACAUCGAAUGAACAAAAUCAUUGCAGUUGAUGAUGAGUUUGCAUACGCUGUCGUCGAACCGGGUGUCACUUUUAACGAUCUUUACAAUUAUUGCGUCAAAAACAAGAAGAAAGUCUGGCCUAGUAUGCCAUCUCUAGCCUGGGGAAGCGUCACCGGGAAUACACUGGAUCGUGGAACUGGAUUUGGAUCUAAUUCGAAUCACCAUCAAUGCAUAGCAGGAUUGGAGGUCAUGCUUGCAGAUGGAGACGUGGUUCGAACCGGACAGUUUGGCAUUUCCAACUCCCCUUCCGCUUUCCUCUCCAGGUUCACUUUCGGGCCUUCUCUUGAAGGGCUAUUUCUUCAGAGCAACCUCGGAGUGGUCACGCGGCUUAGCAUAUGGAUGACGCCUCAACCCCCGGCCUUUAUUUCGUGCUCUUUCAGCAUGCCUGAAGAAGAAGAUGUAGGCAUCAUGGUUGACGCCUUGGGUAAGAUGCGCCAAAAUGGCACCAUUCCCAACGUCGUGUGGAUUACAAACUUCGUCGAGUGGCUCUGCAUUCAGGGCAGGCGAUCCAAGUUCUGGAAAGGUCAAGGGCCAAUCCCUGACUGGCGUCUUGAGGAAUUGCAGAAGGAAUUCAACGUGGGUUUCUGGACGGCGAAAUGGGGUCUGUAUGGGCCGAAGCGGAUUAUUGAGGCUCAAUUAGCGGAGAUCGAUGAUCAGCUGAAAAAGGUCGCACCCGCCGGCACACUAACCGGGAAGCUUUUCGUCGGAGAGAAUGGAAAGCUUCUGGAGGCAGAAGUAGUUCCUCCUGAGCAUGGUCUUAUGCUCGUGGGGGUACCCUCGUUGUUCAGUCUGCCUCUUAUGGAAUGGGCUAUCCUCAAUGACAAAACCGGAAAGGCGGCCCAUGGAGAUUAUGCUCCGGUUAUCCCCUCGUCGGGAAAAAGGAUUGUCGAGUGGAUCAGAGCGUGCAAGCCGAUCUACAAGGCCGCUGGUGUUGACUUCAUGGCAGACUUCUUUAUGCAUGAACGACACGUCAUAUUCACGAAUAUGUACGCAUACGACCAGCAAGAUCCCGAACAAUGCAAGCAAGUGGAGCGGCUAUACAUGGGAAUGUUUGAAGAAUCCAAGAGGAAAGGCUAUGGAAUGUACCGCGCGCAUGUCCGCCACAUGGAUUUGAUCGCAGGAUUGAACGACUUCAACAAUCACGCAUACACUCGGGUUGUUGAGAAAUUGAAGGACGCUCUUGACCCACGUGGAAUCCUGGCACCAGGAAAGCAGGGCAUUUGGCCGCAGAAAUAUCGGCACCUGCGGGAACUUAACCCUCAGUCGCCGAGAGAGACAAAGAUUUAA
This is a messenger RNA of Ilyonectria robusta, 1740 nucleotides long. RefSeq lists its product as uncharacterized. The record is from RefSeq and is a predicted model, not a curated record. Gene Ontology annotation, cellular component: mitochondrion. NCBI's taxonomy places the organism in Eukaryota, Fungi, Ascomycota, Sordariomycetes, Hypocreales, Nectriaceae. The transcript is spliced from 6 exons. Gene Ontology annotation, biological process: lactate catabolic process. The coding region runs from base 1 to 1740 and encodes 579 amino acids. Gene Ontology annotation, molecular function: D-lactate dehydrogenase (cytochrome) activity; FAD binding; D-lactate dehydrogenase (NAD+) activity.